Molecule: messenger RNA, 3702 nt
Organism: Ciona intestinalis (vase tunicate)
Lineage: Eukaryota; Metazoa; Chordata; Ascidiacea; Phlebobranchia; Cionidae
Source: RefSeq
CCACUUUAUAGAUCUGUUUGGGUAUAUUUCUUAAUAGCAAAUGGCGAAAGUAGUUAUUACCGGUUUUGUAUAUUUUUUGUUAAAUGAUUGAUUCGAAAUGAUACAAUAAUUCUGGUGUAUGUAAAAAUAAAAAGUCGAAAGUUUCUAUUUGGGUCAAUGGUUCGGAUUCAAAAAUACUAAAAACCUUGAAUGAGAAACAGAGUUUCUUGCUUUCUUUCAACAUGGCUAAGAAUUGCAAAGGAAAGCAUAAGCCGAAGGCAUGUAGACCGAUAAUACUACAACGAAAGCAUCCACUUCCAAGUAUUUUAUCUUCUUUAAAACAAACUAAUGCUGCUUCAAUGAAAACCAUUGAUCCUGAAAGUGAAGUAGCUGCUACAAAAACUGAACAAGUUGCUGAACUUACAAGUGAGGAUUUGUCACAAAAUUUACCCUCAAACCCGAUGUUCUCUUCUGAACAGCAACCCACCACAGUGAAGCACGAACAGCAAGAAUUAACUUCUUCCCAACCUUGGAAUCAAACUUCUGCCUAUGAAAAUGAUAUUCAAAUUAAAUCCGAAAAUAUUCUUUCAAAUGCAACCUCAAAUCCACAACAAGGAAAUUUUGGAACUUUUUUAAACACUCAGUUUGUACAAUGUCCACCAGGUUCCCAAAUGAGCAAUGUCAUGAUUAAGCAAGAACCAGGAAGCCAUCAGUUUGUAGAUACAUCUCAGAACAUGGGUAUCUACCAGAACCAUGGAGCAAUGAAAACAAUGUACCAUUCUGUGCCUAAUGUUCAAAUGAGCAACAUGGACCCUUAUAACCAAACAGUGUUAAACGAAGUCCCCCUUACAACACAGUCACAAUACCAAACACAUGGAAAUGUUGGCCAAUGUAACCAGUUCACUUAUCCGUAUGGAUCAAUGUCAGAAAUGCAGGCACAUUCGUAUGCACCCAACUAUUACCAACAAGCCAUUCAACCAAACGCAGUGCAUUCUGGUCAAAACAUGCCCCAACCUCAACCUAGCGCACAUUUUCAAGCUACUAACCAACUUGGAGUUCAAAUGCCACCCAAUGCAAGAUACCACAUCCAAGGUUUUUCAUCACAAGCUAAUUUUGUUGAUCAAGCAGUGGACGACAGUCUCACUAAUAUAACAUGGUUGGGAAGAAUGGGAGUCAACAAUUUCAUGCCCGUUCCUAUUGAAAGGGAUCGUAAAGUUUAUGAGAGAACUGAGAAGCGAGGUAGACCCCCGUAUUCAUACAUGGCUCUCAUACAAUUCGCGAUAAACAGCAGCUCAACAGGGAAAAUGACUUUACGACAAAUAUAUCAGUGGAUUGAGGAAAAGUUUCCAUACUUUAAAUCCGCCAAGCCAGGCUGGAAGAACUCGAUUCGUCAUAACUUAUCACUGCAUGAUAUCUUUGUACGUCAAGUAACAACUGGAUCUAAAGCUUCUUAUUGGACGCUUAGAUCGGAUCUAAAUAUUCGACCUUUAACAUUGGACAGUGUUCGUGGCACUUCACACCACACGUUCCAAGACACAAGCAACCCACAAGACCCAUCAUGGUCCCUACAAACUGUCAUGCAAGGACAAAAACCCAUCUUACCAAGAUUGCCACAGAGACCUUACAUUUUACUUCCAGUGCCUCUUAUUAAUAAUGGUACCAAUGACAAGGACAUGACACAAUCAACCACAACUGUUGAUGUUCAAACACCAUCUGUGUACAACUCUACACCUCUACCAACACUUCAUACAGAUAAAGAUAACAGGAGGUUAAGUUCGCAAGAUGGAUCUUCUUUUCUCACAGAUUCAGGAUUUAUUUCUGAUUUGAGUAUGUUCACACCUUCUAACUGUUUGCUCAACUCUGUAGAGAAAAGCUUGCAGAAAAAAAGUGCUACAAGUGACAGCAGUCCUUUACUAUCACAAACUCAAGUUCUUUCUGGAAAAAAGGGAAUCACAAAGAAGUCACGAAAGGAGCCGCUGAAAACACUCAAUGAUUCACUUAAUUCAUCGCUCAACUUUGAAAAGAAUGAAGACACAUCACCUGGGAAACUUCUUGCAUCCCAUUGCAGCCAAUUUCUUGUCAGCAAACAACCUGUAAAGAAGGAAAAGCCAAAAACUCCUGAAUUCCUUAAGAAAUCAGCAAUGGGUUUAACAGAAGACAGUUUUGAUGAAAUGUUAGAGGAUUUGGGUUCACCAUUUAAAUCCUACUUCACUAAAACUGCAGAGGCGGAAGCUUUUUCCACUCCCCGUGCCAACACUGGCUCCAGGAAGCGCAGAUGCUCCUGGGGAUCACCAGAGUCCUCCAAAGAGGUCCAGAAUCGAAUCAAAACUGAAAAUGAAGUCACUUCAUCUAACCGGAGCAUUCGAAGAGUGAAGAGUUGUGUUGGCGACUUAAGGCAAAAUUAUGCAGAUGAAGUGAAAAAUAAUUUAGCAACAGUAAAGACAAAACAAGUGCCUACUUCCACACCUUUGAACAAGCAGAAGUGGCAAAAAUCAAAAGGGUGCGAUGAUAUGAACAUUGAAGAAAACAAGGAGAAUGUUAUGGAGUGUUUCCAGCAGGGCACCAAGCAUACAGAAGAGCAUUGGGAUAAGGAUGAAAAUGGUCAUCACUCUAUUCCAUCUCCCAUCCAUUCAACAUCAAAAAAUCCUGAAUUUGAUUUCUUCCAUGACCUUAUUGGUUCAGUUUUCAAGACCCCUGAUAAAAGAUCAAAUCCAGGAUCCAACUUUGACAACUUAACACCUGAGAGAAUCCCACUAUGUGACAUCACACAGCGGCAAAAACCUAAUCCAGCUGUAAAAACUGAGACAGCCACAACCUCUGACUCCCUGGGGCCACCACCAGCCCUGCUGUCCCCAAAAUUCGAACCGUUAGACACAAGCUUUAGCAAAUUGCUAGACAUCAGUGGUGGCAGUGGUACUUUUAGUAGGAUGAACACACAUUUCUCUGAUGUAGCGGAUCUUAGCUUAAGUUGGUCAAAUUUCUCACAUUUGUAGCUUGGUAGCAGCCAUACAAUUGUGCAAAGACUAGUUUUGGUAUGUGAUAUACCUACAUUCUACUUUACCUAACCUAAAAGUAUUAUUUACCCGCGAAGUCUAGAUGUUUCCGAAUAUAACAGAGUGAGUACGUGGGUUUUUGCUUCUGAAUGUUUUCGUUUUAAGUUCCUUGAUAUUUUUUAAGUUAUAGUCAAAAGUUUUAUUUUGGCUUAACUUGUUUAAUGUUAUUUUAUUCGUUUCCGGUCUUAUUCACUGUCAAUGGCAUCUCUUUUUAAAUUGAUUUUCUGUACAAAUUUCCAUGGUGCUUAUCCACAUUCAGCUUAAGUUAAACUUAAACCGGUCUUCGCAAUAUCUACCCGCUCUGGUUUACAGUUUUUAAUUAUUUUAAAACAGCAAUAUGUUUUAUUUGCAUUUUGUCAGUGUUUGUAGCAAAUACGAUGGUUGUAGUGACUUUUGCUGAAUGCUUUGCACAUUUUUGUUAGCGGUGGAUCUCCCUUUUAUAAGUAAUUUAACUAGCCAUAGCUACGAAGAUAUCUAAUGUAGCUUAUUUACAUUUAAACAAGCCAUUUUAGUGUAGUUGUCGCAUUUAUUUCUUCAACAUACCUAAAACAGAUUGUAUAGAUAUAUAUAUAUAUAAUAUUGUUAUUGCGUUGUGUCACAACAAAUCUAAUCUAUUUUAACAUAAAUACGCAUUUCAAACACGUAAUAAACCAUGCCUAGCAAGUGCAAA